CGGGAAGGAAACCGGAGCGCCUGCGCCGCGGACGUUGCCGGAAGAGCUGCGGGUGGGUGGAGGGGGGGGGUCGCACCGCGCCGCGGACCGGGGCAGCAGCAAGAUGCUGCCAACCACGUCAGUUAAUUCUCGGAGCCAGGGCAACGGUGCGCUGAGUCCCAGAGAUGCUGCGAGGCACACAGCUGGGGCAAAACGCUACAAGUACCUGCGGAGGCUCUUCCACUUCCGACAGAUGGACUUCGAGUUUGCUCUUUGGCAGAUGCUUUACCUGUUUACUUCACCACAGAGGGUUUAUAGGAACUUUCACUACAGAAAACAGACGAAGGACCAAUGGGCAAGAGAUGAUCCUGCUUUCUUAGUGCUUCUCAGUAUCUGGCUCUGCGUGUCUACUGUAGGAUUUGGAUUUGUGCUGGACAUGGGUUUUUUUGAAACAAUAAAGCUGCUACUUUGGGUUGUAUUCAUAGACUGUGUAGGCGUUGGCCUCCUGAUUGCAACUCUAAUGUGGUUCAUUUCUAAUAAGUACUUGGUGAAGCAGCAGAACAGAGACUAUGAUGUGGAGUGGGGAUAUGCCUUUGAUGUUCAUCUGAAUGCUUUCUAUCCACUUCUAGUCAUUUUGCAUUUUAUCCAGCUGUUUUUCAUCAACUAUGUCAUCAUAUCUGAUUCUGUCAUUGGGUAUUUUGUUGGGAAUACAUUAUGGCUGAUUGCAAUCGGCUAUUACAUCUAUGUGACAUUUCUAGGAUACAGUGGCAUUUGCCACCAUUUGAGAUGCACUUGGGUAUACAACCUCGUCCCAGGCUGGCAAGAUGCAAUUAUGACGUCUCAGAGACUCAAGCCCUUCUGUAAAUCAGCUUGUCACACUUCCAACUAAAUGGGCUCACAGUUUUCCUGGUGAUUCAUCUCUGCCUAAUGCUUUCAAUAGUAUAGGGCAGGAGAAGAGAAAAAUAUGAGAAACCCUAAUCAAACACCAGCUGAAAAAUGGGACUAAUCAGAUGUUUCUGGAAUGUUUACGGGACUGAAACCAUCAUUUCUGGAUGACACCUGCUGAGGUAGUCUGUCAGUCACACCUGCUUCCAUAGGAAAUGGACCUUCCCAUGCAGUGUCAGAGAGAUCCACAAUACCACACGAUUCUGAAGACAAAAACAUCCCCACAUUAUUGCUCCAAUCUCAAUGGAAGCAGACUGACUAAAGAGACAGUUUAUCCUCUUCCAGGAGGUAUACACAGUCAUGCUGCUCUGGAAUCCUUUUCUUCUUCUGCCCAAGGAGAGAGAGCAAUAGAACCACAGUGUACAUUUUUUCCUUUGACUAGCUCAUCUUCUGAAGAGCACAAGGAUUACAGUCUUCAGUUGUCAUCUAUGGUGAAAAGACACUCACAGACCAUGUCACUUAAAACCUGAACGUUAAGGUAAGGGAUCCUUACCUACAAUUAAAUAAGCAGAGAAAGACUGAGGGCAAGAGUAGGCAUUUACUCUUUUCUCUAAUUUAAGUUAUCCUAAUUUUACCUAAAAUAGAAACAGGCUUUCAGCAAACAAAUUAUUUA
Haliaeetus leucocephalus (bald eagle) is the source of this 1537-nucleotide messenger RNA. RefSeq names its product unc-50 homolog (C. elegans) (gene UNC50). The record is from RefSeq and is a predicted model, not a curated record. Gene Ontology annotation, cellular component: Golgi membrane. Lineage: Eukaryota; Metazoa; Chordata; Aves; Accipitriformes; Accipitridae. The coding region runs from base 104 to 868 and encodes 254 amino acids. The transcript is spliced from 7 exons.